CAGGAGAGGAUUAAAGGCUUCCUCUCAGCUGGUGGCGUUUGUUCGAAUGAGACGCGGGGCCGACAUGGACCUGCGCCUGGUCAUUUGGUUGCUACUAUUGCCGACUCUAAGAUUUUCCUCUGGCCAACUCUUGGGUUGCCCUGAAGGCCAGUGGCAGUGCGAUGAUGGACAGUGCAUCACCGCUGUGUGGCGAUGUGAUGGAGAGGGAGACUGUCUGGAUGGAUCGGAUGAAAUGGGCUGUGCCGCCUCCACAGACUCAGAUUGUCCACCCGGCCAGUUUCCGUGCUUGGACUCUGUUGGCUGUGUGGACGCGUCAGCCCGCUGUGAUGGACAGAAUCAGUGUCCCACCGGUUCUGACGAGGAGAACUGUCCAGCCACGGAGGGCUGCCUGGAUUCUGAGUGGAUGUGUGGAAACGGCAUCUGUAUCCCCACUGAGCUGCGCUGCAACGGACGGAAUGACUGCCUGGAUAGCUCUGAUGAAAAAGAGUGUGGUAAAUGCAGUGAGGAUGGCCUGAGGUGUCCUGAGGGAACGUGUCUGUCUGCUGAGGAGAGGUGUGACGGACAGGUUCACUGUUCUGAUGGCAGCGACGAGCCUGAAACCUGCGGUCGUAUCUGCUCCGUGCACAACGGCGGCUGCAGCCAUGUGUGCAUUGAUGAAUAUUGGGGAGUUCGCUGCGUUUGUCCGCCUGGAUACAAGCUCUCGCCUAACGGUGCCGUCUGUGAAGACUUGGAUGAAUGCGCUUCACCUUUUCCUCCGUGUGCGCAUCACUGCACAAACGCCAUUGGAUCUUACCACUGCCACUGCAGAGAAGGGUUUAAACUCAACAGAGGUGCCACAUGUCGAGCUAUGGGUAAUGCUACCCAACUGCUGAUGGUACAAAGGAACACUUUGGGUCUCCUGAAUGUAAAAUCCCAGCAGUUCAGUACCAUCAAGGCUUUGGUGUUUGAUCCAGUUGCAUCAGCGUAUGACAUUACCAGGGGGUGGUACUACUGGGCCGACAGUGGCGGCAGCAUUUACAGAACUAAUGGACGGAGUAGCUGGACGACAUUUACGGGACAACCAGGAAUAAAAGGUCUAGCCUGUGAUUGGCUAAAUGGAUACUUGUUCUGGACCAACCGGAAGACUGAAUCGAUCUAUAUGCAGUCAACUGAUGGUAAAAGCUUCACCACUCUGCUGCACAAAAAUGUCAGCCCAACAGAAUUGGUGCUUCUACCCAUUGAGAGUCUGAUGUUCUGGAUCAAUGAAGGUCCGGGCGACAGAGUGACAUUGGAGAAGUCCUGGAUGGAUGGAUCCAACAGAAGCCCUCUUACGGUCCUCACUGCCCAGUCUGCCCACAGUCUCUCCGCUGACGUAGCUGCCGGGAGGCUCUACUGGAUCAGUGACUCAAAGAGGUCUGUAGAGACAGUGAAGGUGGAUGGGACUGGCCGUUACACCUUCACAGGAUUCUUUAACAAGAGACCGGCUUUCAGCCUCGCUGUGUUUGAAAGCAUGUUCUUCUGGACCGACGAAAAGGGACUGUGGCAGGCUCCCCAAGGCCAGACAAGUCCAAGGAAGUUCAUCAGGAAAACUGACUCGCCUCUGCUGUCAGUCUACCAUGAGCUCCAACAACCAAAAGGCUCAUCUGCUUGUGCCAAGAUAUCGUGCCUUCUCUGCCAACUGACUAAAAACAACCCUGUUGGAUUCACCUGCGCUUGUCCAUAUUUUAAAGUACUGCUGCCUGAUGGGAAAUGUGAAUAUCCACGAUUCUUAUAUGGCACGUUUGGAACAAUCUGGUUGCUGGAGUUUAAAGGCAGAGAGUUCUCUGAAACGGAGCUGUUUUCCUCGGCUGAAGGAAUCCUGUCUUUUGACGUCGACUGGUACAGAGACUGGCUGUACUGGACCAAUGAAACUGGCCACAUCCAACGCAUCAGUCUUACUCUGGACAGGACAGAGUUCAUACCAACACCUUUGCCAGUGUGUCUGCUGUCUGUGGAACAGAGGAGUGGCAACCUUUUCUGGGUGUCAUGUGACCAGAACAUCAUUGGCACAAGCGCAGCCGGUAGUAAUGUCCCACAGCAGCUGUACCGCACCACAAAGGAGAUUAAAAGCUUCUACCUGGACUGGCUGAGGGGUGAGAUGUUCUGGCUGGAGGAGGGUUGGCUCUUCAGCAUGGGAUUGACGGGAGAAAGGGCUAAGGAGCUGCUGCAGAUGGCAGAAGGAGUCAGGGGAAGCGUCGCCUUUGACCUUAGAGCCAGCAGUCUCCUCUGGAAUUCUAAAAGAGCAGGUCUGACUAUGUUGAGUUUGUUGAAGGAAAAAAGCCACCUAGCAGGAAGAAGGUGGAACAUCUCUGGCUCGGUUAUGGCUGCCUUUGAACCGUUCCUUUUAACGGUUUCAAACAAUGUGAUAACUCUGUGGGAUCGUCGGGAUGGGAACAAAAUUCAGUCUGUUCCCGUGAAGGGUCCAGUGCUGAGUGCCAUCGCUGCACUUGGGGAGAUUCGAACAGUGCCAGAAGCGCCAGCGUGCAAUGCCCCGUCCUGGUUGUGCCGACAGUCAUCGGUCUGCCUUCCACAAAACCUGCUCUGUGAUGGCAAGAGGGACUGUCCUGAUGGCGACGACGAGGAGUUCUGCAUCAUCUCUUGUCCUGAAGAGGACUUCAAGUGUGAGGACAGAAGAAACUGUAUACCCAGAAGCCUUUUGUGCGACGGCCGUGCGCACUGCCACGAUGGCUCGGAUGAGGUUGACUGCCCAACCGUGGCGGCUCCUGCGUCGCGGACAAACGUCCUGAAGUGUCGCAGCGGCUCAAUGCUGUGUAAAGAUGGCUCAGAGUGUGUCUUAUACACUCAUGUCUGUGAUGGCGAGGCAGACUGUAAGGACGGAUCUGACGAACUGGGAUGUGAUGCAACGCACGAACCCACAAGUUCUGUGAAAUCCAAAAAAGAGCUUCCUGUUACCAGACCUCCUGCCCUGACUCUGACAGCCUGCCUCAGCCCUUCUGUCCUGUGUCCUUCCUCUGCUGCAUACAUCUGCAUCGCUCAGAGCCAGUUUUGCGACGGCCUUAAGGACUGUCCUGAUGGCUUUGAUGAAGAGGACUGCAUGGACGCUUGUCCAACAAGAAGUGAUUUUCUCUGUAAGGACCGUCGGAGCUGCGUGUCAAAGCGUUUAGUCUGCGAUGGCCACUCUCACUGCCUUGAUGGUUCAGAUGAAGCAGACUGUCCAAACGUGGCUCAGAGUGCUGCUGGAAGUGGGGUAAAGUGUCGCUUUGGAUCAAAACUCUGCAGAGAUGGUGCAUCAUGUGUGCUCCUGAGUCAAGUUUGUGAUGGCGACAGGGACUGUAAAGAUGGCUCUGAUGAAGAAGGGUGUGACAACCCAGGGAUUACAGCCACCAAUCCUCCCACUGUGCCUCCAUGUACAAGCCCUUCAGUUCUGUGUCCAGUUUCUUCUAUAUGCAUCAAACCAGCUCAGAUGUGUGACGGGAAGAGGGACUGCCCUGAUGGCUUUGAUGAGAAAUGUGUAAAAAGAUGUUCCUCAGAUGCUGAUUUCCAUUGCAAAGACCGUCGUCGCUGUAUCCCAAAGAGCCAGGUUUGCGACGGGCGUUCCCAGUGCUACGACGGCUCAGACGAGCAAAACUGUCGAAGCGCAGCGGCUCCUGCAGCUCCAAAUAAAGUCCUGAAAUGUCGCCUUGGCUCCAAACCCUGUCGGGACGGUCAGGGAUGUGUCCUCCUGAGCCAUUUUUGUGACGGAGAGAAGGACUGUCAAGAUGGAUCGGAUGAAGAAGGAUGUGAAGAUUCACAGAGCGGUGCUGUGGAAAAUGAGCGCUUUGAAUCUCCUGCACAGACUAAAGUAACUCAGCCUCCAACCCUGCCUCCAUGUACCAGUCCUUCAGUCUUGUGCCCAGGAUCAUCGAUGUGCAUCAAACCAGCACAGAUGUGCGACGGAAAGAGAGACUGUCCUGAUGGCUAUGAUGAGAAAUGCGUGGAGACGUGUCCCUCCGACUCCGAUUUCCGCUGCAAAGACCGUCGGCGCUGCGUCCCUCCAAGCCAAGUGUGUGACGGCCGCUCCCAGUGCUACGACGGCUCAGACGAGCUAAACUGUCCAAGCGCUGUGGCCCCUGCAGCUCCAAAUAAAGUCCUGAAAUGUCGCCUUGGCUCCAAACCCUGUCGAGACGGUCUGGGAUGUGUCCUCCUGAACCAUUUUUGUGACGGAGACAAGGACUGUCGAGAUGGAUCGGAUGAAGAAGGAUGCGAAGAUUCACAGAGCGGUGCUGUGGAAAAUGAGCGCUUUGAAUCUCCAGCACAGACUAAAGUAACUCAGCCUCCAACCCUGCCUCCAUGUACCAGUCCUUCAGUCUUGUGCCCAGGAUCGUCGAUGUGCAUCAAACCGACACAGAUGUGCGACGGAAAGAGAGACUGUCCUGAUGGCUAUGAUGAGAAAUGCGUGGAAACAUGUCCCUCCAACUCCGAUUUCCGCUGCAAAGACCGCCGGCGCUGCGUCCCUCCAAGCCAAGUGUGUGACGGCCGCUCCCAGUGCUACGACGGCUCAGACGAGCUCAACUGUCCAAGCGCAGCGGCCCCUGCAGCUCCAAAUAAAGUCAUGAAAUGUCGCCUUGGCUCCAAACCCUGUCGAGACGGUCUGGGAUGUGUCCUCCUGAGCCAUUUUUGUGAUGGAGAGAAGGACUGUCAAGAUGGAUCGGAUGAAGAAGGAUGUGAGACUGACGCCAAGACUUCUGUGGGAAGUGAAUACAUGAACGAAUCUCCUGAACCCGUCAAACCAUUUAGUCAGCCCACCACACCACCAUGCACUAGCCCUUCAGUUCUAUGUCCAGGCUCCUCGAUUUGCAUUAAGCCAAUACAGAUCUGUGAUGGGAGGAGAGACUGUCCUGAUGGGUUUGAUGAGAAAUGUGUGAGAAGAUGUCGCUCAGGCAAUUUCCGCUGCAAAGACCGUCGGCGCUGUAUCCCAAAGAGCCAGGUCUGCGAUGGCCGCUCUCAGUGCCACGACGGCUCAGACGAGGUCAACUGUCGGGCUGUAGAGCAUCCACCAGCUCAGACAAACGCCCUGAAAUGUCGUAUGGGGUCCAGAAUGUGUCGCGACGGGACUGAAUGUGUCCUCUUCAGCCACGUCUGCGAUGGCGAGAGAGACUGUGGGGAUGGUUCCGAUGAAGAAGGUUGUGAUGCUGCAGAAACUACUGAAUCGUCAUCUCCAAACAACCCGUUCUGCAGUUUUCCUUCAGUUUUGUGUCCUGACUCUACUGUCUGCAUCAACCCGUCACAAUUGUGCGACGGGAUCAGAGACUGCCCUGAUGGAUCUGAUGAGAACUGUGUGCACAAGUGUGCCGACAAGACUGACUUUCUCUGCAAGGAUCGCAGGAGCUGUGUGUCUAGGAGUCUGGUUUGUGACGGGCGCUCCCACUGCUACGAUGGAUCAGAUGAGGCUGACUGUCCAACCGUGACUGCUCCACCGUUCCAGCGCAAUCAACUGAAAUGCCGCAUGGGCUCCAGGCCAUGCAACGAUGGCAAAGAGUGCGUUUUAUUCACCCACGUGUGUGAUGGAGAAAUAGACUGUAUGGAUGGGUCUGAUGAGGAAGGAUGCCAAGAGACCUGCAAAGAAGGAGAGUUUCAGUGCGCCCACGGGAAGAUGUGCAUCCCAGAGGCUGAGGUUUGCGACGGCAAGCUGCAAUGUCGAGAUCACUCUGACGAAGUGGAUUGCUGGCAUCGAACACAGAGUUGCGAGCAUCGCUGUGCUGACGGCAAGCGUUGCAUCCCAAAGAAGUUCCUUUGCGAUGGAGAGCCAGACUGCCUGGACGGAACGGACGAACUGAACUGCGAUGCUGCUCCAACUGAUGUUCCCGUUGACACAUCGGCUUGCAUCACUCCCUCAGUUCUGUGCCCGGGCUCAUCGCUGUGCAUCUCGCCAUAUCAGCUUUGUGAUGGCAAAAGAGAUUGUCCAGAUGGAUUUGAUGAAAUGGAAUGCAUAGUUAAAUGUGAAAACCCAGAUGACUUCCUGUGCAAAGACCAGAGGAAGUGCAUCCCGAAGAUUCGAGUGUGUGAUGGGCGUGCCCACUGUCCAGAUGGAUCAGAUGAGAAGCAGUGUCACUCAGGACUUCCUGCCACCUCCUCCCUUAACAAUCCAAACAAGAAGCCCGGACCUCUAAAGUGCCGCACAGGUUUCAAGAUGUGUAAAAACGGCCUGCAGUGCAUCAUGUACAGCCAUGUUUGCGACGGCGAGCGGGACUGCCUGGAUGGUUCUGAUGAGGAGGGAUGUGAGAAGCGAUGCAAGCCAGGACAGUUCCAGUGUUCCCAUGGGAGUAAAUGCAUCCAACAAGAGCAGGUAUGUGACGGACAGAUGGACUGUCAGGACCGCUCGGACGAAAUGGACUGCUCAAAACCCAGCGAAGGCUGCGAACACCUCUGUGACAAUAAGACCCGCUGCGUCCCAAAAACCUUCCUUUGUGAUGGAGACAGGGACUGUGCUGAUGGGUCAGAUGAAGACAAGUGUGGUUUGGUAGCCUGUGCGUCAGACCAGUAUCGUUGCGAGAGCGGCCAGUGCAUUUCUGAGGCGUUUAAAUGCGACGGCUAUCCCGACUGCCGUGACCACUCGGAUGAAGCGGGCUGUGCGAAAGCCCCGCGUUGCCCGGCGCAGCUCCGGUGUCCGCACAGCCAUGAAUGCCUUCAGAAAGAGUGGCUCUGUGAUGGAGAAGAGGACUGCAAAGAUGGCUCGGACGAGAAGAACUGCGACAACCUUCCAACAAAAUGCAGGAAGUACCAGUUUCAAUGCAGAGAUGGAAGUGUAUGUAUUCCUCAGUCGUGGAGGUGUGACGGGAAGGAGGACUGCGACAAUGGAGUGGAUGAAGAUAAAUGUACCCAAAGGAAAUGCCCCUACCACCUUUAUCAGUGUGGCAGCAAAGAAUGUGUGGACACCAGGCUGGUGUGUAAUGGCGUCACCAACUGUGUUGAUGGCUCAGAUGAAGGUGUGGGAUGUGCACAACGCAACUGCUCAGGUGCUUCCGCUCCUGCCUGUGACCACAGCUGUGUUAGCACCCCCAUUGGACCGAGGUGUUACUGCGGUGCAGGUUUCAGGCUGCACUCCAGCUCCAAGUCCUGUGUGGACGUCGAUGAGUGCACUUCAACACCAGCUGCUUCAUGCAAACACAUUUGCCAGAACACCCACGGGUCCUACAGUUGUCGCUGCCACCCUGGCUUCUACCUCGAGCCAGAUAACAAAAGCUGCAAGACCAAAGAUGAGCCUCUGCUGUUGGCGUCGGUGCAGUCUGAAAUGUUGCUCCUCGGAGUCCACAGUGGAACGUUGCAGCUCCUCUCCUCUGCCGACCGGCCCGUCUCUACUCUGGACUAUCACUGGGCGGAGCAGAGGGUUUACUGGCUGAGCCCGGACCACCUGAGCAUCCGCUGGGCUGACGUGAAAACUAAAAACAAAGGGACACUGACCAAGGGUGUGAAGUCUGACUCUAUCGCAGUGGACUGGGUUGGUAAAAAUCUGUACUGGGUGGACGGACUGGUUGGGCAGAUUCUGGCGAUAAAGCUCAGCAGCUCAUUGGUGAAAUCUCAGAACUACACUGUGGUUCUUGGUGAAAACCUGGAGCAGUUAAGCUCACUGGUCCUGAUUCCAGACAGGGGGCUGAUGCUGUGGUCUGAGAUUGGCAGCAUCCCUCAGAUCGAGCGGGCUGGGAUGGACGGUUCCCAGAGGAAAGUGCUGGUGAGCCAGGACUUGAGCUGGCCGGUCAGUCUGGCCUACGACUUCCUGGAUGAGCGGGUGUACUGGGCUGACGAGAAGCUGCGCUGCAUAGGCUCGGCCUCGCUGGAUGGAGACAACAUAAAGAUCCUCCAGUUGACUGAAACUCCGAGCCCUUUUUCUGUGGCCGUUUUCAACGACCGCGUGUUCUGGUCCGACACAAAGAGAAGAACUGUUCGUUCAGCUGACAAAAACACUGGCAAGGAUCAAAAGGUCCUCCUUAAGAGACCUGGGCAGCCGUUCGGACUAAAACUGAUGCACGCCCUCUCCCAGCCAGCCGUGUCGAGCCCCUGCGAUCAUCUCCGCUGCUCCCAUCUCUGCCUUUUGUCUCCAGCACCACCAGGAAUAUCGAGAGCCGGAACUCCAGCAGUAAAUGCUGCAGUGUGUCGGUGCCCGAAGGGGCUGCUGCUGUCUCAGGAUAAAAUCACCUGCGUCCUUCCUAAAGAGUCAUCUUUCAUCCUGCUUCUGUCCAGUAACAAAAUGUCUCAGAUAUAUCUGCGCUCUAUGCACCGUGAUGGCGUUCCACUGAAAAAAAUGCCCAACGGCAAAGAUUUUAAUCUCCCAGGACUAGCUGAGGCCAUGAGUCUGGACCUUUCCAUCCCAAAGCUUUCUGUGUUUGUUGCUUAUUUAAGACGUGGAACCGUGGAUGUGCUAAAGUUCAACUCCGGAGCAAAACCAGAGCUUUCACCUGCUGGGCAAAUCUUGAAGCUAAAGGAUGAUUCUGUAACGGCUCUGGCAGUGGACUGGGUGACUUCCAAUCUGUACUGGAGCAGCAUGGAGAGGCCUGACAUACACGUGACGUCGCGUCUCAAUGACUACGUCACCUCUCUGCAACAAGGACCUCUGACUGGAGUUGCAUCCAUCAGCGUCCACCCUCCUUCAGGUAGGCUCUGCUACUCUGCCAUAGUAGUAAUAGGUUCAAUGAGCCAGACGGAGAUCCACUGUGCAUGGAUGGACGGCCGUAACAAAGUGGUGAUCUGGAGGAAGUCGAGCAUCCCCAUCUCCAUGGUCUUUGCCAAUGAUGGAACCAGAAUCUAUUGGGCUGACAGUGGUGAAGGAGUAAUAGGAUCUAUUGGAGUGGAUGGAUCAAAGUACAAGGAAUACAAGACGGGACCUCAUCUGCUUGUGUCUUUUACACGAAUUGAGAACCUCCUCCUUUGGGUCACCCUGGACAAAGAUGUCAGCAAAUUGUGGUUUAGUGAUGGAUUCCAGCCUAAACAGUUGUGGUUCCAGACGAAGAUCAGGAUAGCUGAAAUCAGAUCCUACAACAAUGAAACCCAAUCUGGAGACAAUCUUUGCUCGGACAGCAAUGGUGGAUGUGUCCACUUCUGUCUGCCCUAUCCAGGAGGGCGGACUUGUAAGUGUGCGCGGGGAUUUUAUGGUGCUAAUGACACUUCCUGUGUCCCGCUUCCCUCCUGCCCCUCUGGUGAGGAAUCCUGUUGGGAUGGCAGCAAGUGUAUCAGCAGCAACAAGUUUUGUGACGGCCAUGCAGAUUGUCAGGACCAGUCAGAUGAACGGGACUGUCCAGGUUCUGCCUCAUUAGGGAGUAAAGUUGGUGGUGGCCAAUCCUCGCAGUCUUCCCUUCACCAACCUGACACCCAGAACUCCAUUUUGCCUAAUAAAGACUUGGCGUCGUGCGACCUCCAGCGUUGCAAUGGCCACGGCAGCUGCAUCACAGAGGGAGAAGUCGCUCGCUGCCGGUGUCUACCCGGUUACAAGGGAGAGUUCUGUCAGGAUCAGCAAACGCAAAGCCACCCGGUUGUCAUCCUGGUGUCCUUCUGCCUGAUCUCUGCUGUUAUCCUGGCUGUGUUUGUCUUCGCUAAAAGGAAAGGAUGGGAGCACUUCAAAAGCAGAUCCCCAGAUAAAGAGAACCUUAUGGCCCACAUGGUUCUUCCUGGUGAACAGGACUCUGACUCUGAGGAGCUGGAAUCCCCUGCAGAUGUGAAGAGUCCCCUGCAAACAUUCAAGUGACAAAUGCAGCUGAAAUAAAAUAUGAAGCUUUUACUGUCUAAAUUGUCUAUUUAAUAAAAUAUGAACCAAAACAAUACUGGUGUCAUU
Fundulus heteroclitus (mummichog) is the source of this 9781-nucleotide messenger RNA. RefSeq names its product low-density lipoprotein receptor-related protein 2. Gene Ontology annotation, molecular function: calcium ion binding; protein binding. The transcript has 51 exons. Lineage: Eukaryota; Metazoa; Chordata; Actinopteri; Cyprinodontiformes; Fundulidae. The record is from RefSeq and is a predicted model, not a curated record. The coding region runs from base 47 to 9694 and encodes 3215 amino acids.